AUUUCCACGCGACUAGUUCUUCGACUCAAAAUGGUAUAAUUUUGUAGGAAGAAAAAGCAACAUGAUAUUGAAUACAUACGCUUAACAACACAUUACAAAAUGAACUGCAGAAAAAUACUUGUUCAGCUUUAUUUGAUUAUGCAUUCAGUUGUACACUCAGACUCGGAAGUACGCGGGAAUAAUUUGCCAUGUGAAUAUAGUUUCCAUGUAUGGUAUCCCGACGAAGAUAUCAGACAAAAAGUGAAGGAUGUCAGUUAUAAGGUGAGCAAUAUUACGGGAUAUAUAGACAGGGAGUUUCUUACGAUGAAAGCUACAGCUUUGGAAGAAUUGAAACAAUGUCAAAACUGGACCAUACAUCUAGAACGGCAAAUUACAGAAUUAAAAUUUAAAACAUUGAAGGGAAGGAUCAUUGAAAGGGACACAUCUAACAGUAUUACUGAUGUUGAAAGAGAUCUUUUAGACCUAAAAAAGAAAGUAAGCCAUUUGAAAAACAAUUAUCAAAGGAUGCAUAGAGGUUUUCAAGCUUUAAAUAUUGGAAAUAUGAGAAAAGCAGAGCCCAUAAGCCAUCGUGAAAUAAAUAUGCUUGAUUUGUUAAAAAAUACUGUUCGGGAUUUGAAAGCUGAAUGGGUUGUAGUGAAGCGUGACGUCAUAGAAUUACAAACAGAACACAGGAGUAUUAAAAUGGGCCAAAAUAAAUACAGUAACAACUCUUUUCAUAUUGCGGAAUCCAUCCAAUUACUUACAACGAAAUUAUCCACCUUGGAGGUAAAACACGAUGAUUUAACAAAUGCUUUAAAAUCACAAUCAGAUAAAAAUGAUAACUUAAAUGGUAGCAUACAGGAACUGAAAGCUCACGAUGAGGAAUAUACAGUAACUGCAGACAUUAUAAAAAACGAUCUGAAAAAUUUAGAAGCUAAAGUAAAAUCCGUUGAUAAAGACCUUGGAUUGUUAAAGGAUGACAAUGCUUAUCUAAAGACGUUAGUCAUUGCGUCUUUGAAGUCUACGGAAGUUAAUCAUGACGGGACUAAAGAAAAUAAACGAAGAGUGAUCACGAGUAUACCCAAGGAUUGCCAAGAUGUAAGUGAAAUGGGAUAUGAUGUUAGUGGUGUGUACCAGAUCAAACCAGAAGGAGCAGAGGAACCAGAUAAUAUUUACUGCGAAUUUCUUAACGGAACUGCAUAUACUGUUAUUCAACGUCGCACUGAUGGUCUUCUUAGCUUUAACAGGCAGUGGAUCGAAUAUAAGUUCGGUUUUGGAAAUCUGUACGGCAGCCACUGGAUUGGAAACGAAUGGAUUAAUUUUGUUACAAAUCAAAAUGAGUAUACGCUACGAAUUGAUAUGUGGGACUGGGAAGGAAAGAAACAUUUUUCUGAAUAUAGAAUCUUUUCAAUUGGAAGCCAGGAUGUAGAUUAUCAGAUCCACGUGGGUGGAUACACGGGGAAUGCCGGGGAUUCCCUCAGCUUCCACGACGGUAUGAAGUUUAGUACUGAGGACAUGGAUAAUGACCUCAAUGUCCGUCAUUGCGCGGCGGAAAACAAAUCUGGAUGGUGGUUCAAUAAUUGCUAUCUUAGUAACCUAAAUGGCGUGUACCACGUCGGAUUUUAUUCUCACUCUCAGUACAGUGAUGGUAUUGUUUGGUUUACACUGAAAGAGGACGAUAAGUAUUCACUUCGAAAAGUGGAAAUGAAGCUUAGGCGAAAUACAAAUUGAACUAUUACAAUUAUAAUACUUAUUCAUCAAUUUGGAAUCUGAUAUUGUUUUAUAAA
Molecule: messenger RNA, 1766 nt
Organism: Mytilus californianus (California mussel)
Lineage: Eukaryota; Metazoa; Mollusca; Bivalvia; Mytilida; Mytilidae
Product: angiopoietin-related protein 1-like
Exons: 2
Coding region: 100-1710 (536 amino acids)
Source: RefSeq, a predicted model, not a curated record